Liolophura sinensis is the source of this 1032-nucleotide messenger RNA. RefSeq names its product plectin-like. Lineage: Eukaryota; Metazoa; Mollusca; Polyplacophora; Chitonida; Chitonidae. The record is from RefSeq and is a predicted model, not a curated record. Gene Ontology annotation, biological process: intermediate filament cytoskeleton organization.
ACUAUCAAACUAUGGAUGUUACCUGGUGAGAGCUCGAUCAGUCUGGCAGGUGACAACAUGGCUACCCGACGUUUACCCAUGUCGGUGAAGGACUGCCUGGAAUGGGUGAAAGAGAAACAGAAAACACUACAGAAGAAAGAGUAUGAGAAAAACUAUUUGGGAAUACAGCAAGCUCUGCAGCAUCACCGAGAAGUCAGCGCAGAGAUAAAAGAUUUCGGUGAGGUCGUGGAAAAACAUAGGAAAUCCAAGAGUCGGGAUGCCAAAGAAUUGGACCAAAACUACAGACUUUUAGAAGACUUAGACCUGCAGAAAAAGAGAUGUCUAGAAUCCAUGCUUUAUGUCACGGAGACAGAAAACUUGUUCCAGAAUUUAGAAGCUGACGUCGAGGAUCGAGCUCUUUAUCUGAGGGACCGGAAGGUCGUUUUCGACAGUGUUUACAGAACUCCGGACUUGGAGCUGUCCGCUAGAAUCCAUCGGGAUUGUGUGUACGCUCAGAGACAGAGCUGGCGAUGGCUGAGUCAAGUAUCCACUUGUUCUACACACUCACGUACAGAAUGCCGCGCGCUAUCACCAGUUUUUCCACGAUGUACAGUUUUUGGACCGAGACAUGGCGCAGUUUAUAUUCUGGAUCAACUCAGGGGCCUUGCGAGAAUCUCCGAGGAAGUCUCGUCCGAAACGUUGAUACGUUUAAUCAAGGAAAUGACGUCACACCUACUUGAUUAUCAAACUCGCUCCGAGAGAUUGAAAGAAGAAAGUGGGGAGAUUUAUCCAAUCCACAAACGGCGGGACACUCACGAACAACCAAUAAUUAAGGCUCUAGUCAACUACAAAAAUGAAGAGAUAAGUUUAGAGGCAGACUGUAGCUACCAUUUAGUGGAUAAUUCUGACCCGGAAUUAUGGAAGGUGCAAAAAGGACACGGCACAGAAGCGGAAGUGCCCUCCAUUGUACUAGUUAUACCGCCCCCUGACGGCGAAGCUGUGAACAACUCUCUCAGGUGGGUGUCCAUUUCGAGAUCGCCGUUCGUACUCUGA